GUUGUCUGCCCGGUUUGUCUGGCUUAUCGGGUGCGCACGGUCACUGAUAAGCGGCGCGUCUCGCGUCGCGUCGAGACCCGCCCAAGCCACCACUCAACACGCCUCCCCCCAUAAUGUGUCCCUACCAUUUCUCCUCCAUAAUCCAGGACACUCCCAUACUAGUAAUUACGACUCGAUUCUAGAGUAGCUUCUAGCUUUCACAUCUUGUUCUACCAUCAAUACUUCCAUUUAGGAUGCCCAAUGGCUUCCUCACGCUCGCCAUCGCCCUCUGAGGGCUCCUCCCCUCCUGGCACGCCGCUUACACCCCAAUCAAAGAUAAGGGCACUCCUCGCCACGGUCGACAGUAGUUCCGAUGAGGAUUCCGGACGAGAGGGGAAGGAAACUUCACAGCCAAAACCUUCUGCAGGAACGAAAUUGGCACCUAUUCAGUCGACAGACUCCUCGAGUGAUGACGAAAACAUUCUGCGCCCGCGGGGUAAGUUCGCCGCACGAAUGCACGCAGCAGCGAAUGCCCGACAACAAUCGUCCUCGAAUCCGAAGGAAGACGCGCGAGAACGCGUUAGAAAACUUCUGCAGGCCGAGAGGGCAAAGUCAAGUCCGGCUGAUAAGAGCUCUGGGGAAGAGCAUGGAGCAGCCGACGACGAGGAGGAAGUCGUAACAGCUCGGCCGCGUAAGCUCAAGCCGCGGCGGCAACCCAGCAAGACCCCGGAAACCGAGAUGCCCGAGCUGUCCCGGUCGCCAGGUCUCUUCGUCUCCCCUGAUGCCGUCCGGUCGCGAUCACCCGGCCUCUUCGUGUCGCCUGCAAAACCAGCCUCCCCCUCUGCUAGGAGCAAUGCCGCACGCUCGGGCAGCGAUUCCGACAUGCCUAAUAUCAGGAAUGAGAGGUUUUUGGCCCUUGUUACUAAGAAGCGGAAAGAACGACUUGCAAGGGAGGCAGAGGAGGACCGGAAAAGGGCAGCCCGCCUUGCAGCGCAACAAGCAGCUACCGACGACAGGAUGUCAGACGAGGGAGACGACUCCAACGUCACUGAUGAUGAGGGAGGCAGGAGGCUCACUCAGGAUGCCCGUCCUACACGGAAGGCGAGCAGGAAAGCCCUCGAGGAGAUGAACCGUGAGACGCAGCGUCUAAGUCGCAGCCUGCAGCUUGCACACGAGGCGAAGACGAAAAAGAAGAUAUCCAAGUCGACUCUAUUCGAGAGAUUCAACUUCAAACCAAAUAAGGAAUUGGCCGAGGACAAGAAGCUGUCGAGCUCAAGUCGACCAACCUCACCUGCCUCGCCACAUCCCACAGAUACUGAAAUGAGAGAUGCGGAGACGCCUCCAAGCUCUCCUCCCAGCAUCGGAAAGGGCCUUGAUCUCGGGGAACCUGUUCAAAUCAUGAACGACAAUCCCGAAGCAGCCGCCGAGAACCGACUGGACAAGGGGAAAGGAAAAGCAACAGCGAGGGUUGACCUCGAAGACCUGGCCAAGCCUCUUCAGAAAGUCAAACGAAGCGUACGCGUCAAGCUUCCUGCCAUCUUGUCCAAUUUCGUGAUUCUCGGCUCGGAUGACGAAUUGGACAUGCAACCGACUCGGAAGUCGAGGAUUGAUGCCAUCUUCGACCGAAUUCCCGCCAACAAGGCCGCUGAGAGCCGAUCUCUGCAUGCUCUUCGUCGACUGGCUCAAGUAGACGACCCCGAGAAGAAAGCAGCACCCAUUGGCAAGAACGCCAAGCCCGGAAUGACAGUUGGCGAGCUCCAGAUCUCUUUACAGCAACGCGCGCGGCUGCAGGCGAAGCUAGAGCGGGACCGCCGACUAGAACUUCUGAAGUCCAAGGGCAUUCACAUCCAGACCGAGGAGGAGCGCGAGCAAGAGAUGGCCGAGGUCGAGGAUAUUGUCGCUCGCGCAAGGGCGGAGGCCGAGGAGAUCAUGACGCGGGAACGCGAGGCUGCCAAGAAGGAAAAGAAGGCGAAGAGAGCUGCUGGCGAGCUCGAUCCGCUAGCUUGGGAUGACAGCAGCGACGACGAGGACUAUCAAGACCGGGGUGUGGAGGAAGAAAUUGACUUAUCUGGCUCCGAGGACGAGCAGGAAGAGGAGCAGGCGAAGUCGGAUGACGAGGAAGAGGCAGACGAGAAUGCGUCGGUCAACGGGGCGUUGAUUGACGGCGAGGCCGAGUCUGCGGGGGAAUCCGAGGAUGGCGAGCGCGAUGAUAUGGACGAAGCGGCCGAUUCUGAUACUGACGCGGCGCUGGUCCCAAAGGAGGGUCGUCGACCAAGGAAACACGUAACCAUCAUCUCCGACGAUGAGAGCGACGAUCCGAUCGAAGCCACGCCUAGGCCAAAGGCUCUCUGCCCCAAGUCCCCCUCAGGGCCCAACACUGCUUCUCCCAAGGUCCCCACUUCAGUGUUGAGGUCCGCAACGAAGACUUUCAUCCCCGGCCUUCCAGUUGCUGGACCUGCUGGCUUGGGCCUCACCCAGAUUUUUGCAGGGACAAUGGAUGACAGCCAGGCUGGCCUGGGAGGUGCAUCUCCGUCCCAGAUGAUGCCAAGUUUCGACAACUUUCCGGACUCGAAUUUCUCCCAGACGGCUCAAGAGCCGGCAGAUGACAUGAUCCUCGAUAGCCAGCCCACUCAGAACGCCACUACCCAGGAUCAAGCGACCCAGGGCGUUCAUAUCCGGUUUUCGCAGUCUCAGAUGCACGGGUUCGACAGCCUACUCCAGGACAACGCCGCUUCUCAGUUCUCUCAACUCAUCGAAGCUACCCAGGACGGGGGCUUCCGAAAAUUCACGCCCCUGAAGCAACGGUUUGUCGAACCGCCAGUGUCGACCAUCGAGACCGUUGCCCUGGGAAGCCAACCAGAUGAGAUGCCCAACGACUCUCCUCUCGUGCGGAGGGUCGGCAAGCUCCGACGGCGAGCCGACCUAGCCGCAGCGCCAGCUUCAGCCUCGUCAGACGAAGACGAGGCCGAAGCAAUGGAGGGUGUUGAGCUUGACGAGUUCGGAUUCGGGACUAGCGCCUUCAGCGUAAUGAAGGAUGCUGCCGCUAAGGAGAAGAGGAGGAAGACGAUGGAGGCCUUUGACAAGAAGAAGAGCAAGGCGAAGGAGAUGGUCGACGACCAAGCCGAAGAGUCUGAAGACGAAUACGCCGGGCUCGGCGGUGCCGAUGGUGAAGACAGCAAUGACGAAGACGCCGCCUCGGUUCACGAGAUGAUCGAUGAUGAAAGCAAGGGCAACGAGGUUGAUGAUGCUAAGCUGGCUGCAUUCUACGCCGACCGCGAGCGCGCCAGCGACGAGAAGCAGGUCGAGAAGCUCUUCCGCGACGUCACGUCGGGCAUGCUUCGCCGCAAGCGCGGGGCCGACUACGACCUCUCGGACUCGGACGACGGGGGCGAGGCGCGCCGCCGCAUGAAGCGCCGCCAGUUCGCCAAGAUGCAGAAGGCCCUGCUCGCCGACGAGCGCGUCAGCAAGGUGGCCGAGAACCCGCGCAACCAGGCCUUCCUCCGCACCAUCGAGGACCGCGGGAGUGAUGACGACAUGGACUUCAUCUUCGAGCCGGCCCCGGCACCGGGCCGCGGAAAUCCGCCCAGAGAUGGCAGCGGGGACGCCGCUCCCGAAUCGCAGAGCCGAUCUCACGCCUCAGCGAUCCCCGACAGCCAGCCCGGCCGCACGGAGACGACGCGACCCGGGCCGCAACGACGAGUCCGAGACGGCAAGAAACCCUCCACCAUCGGCGAGAUCCGCGAGUCGCUCUCCAGCCUCCUGGAGGAGCCGAACCCUUCUUCCGUCAUUCCAGCCACGGACCUCGGCUCCGACAGCGAAGACGGCGACGAGCACCACCCACGCCAGGAGAGCGGCGCCCGUGGCAAGGAGAACCGCAACCCCCGGCGCGGCCGCGCCGUCGCGGUCGUGGACCGCAUCACCCUCAAGCGCAACGCCUCGUCAUCAUCCGCCUCCACCAAGACCAGCACAACCACCGCCGCCGCCGCCGCCGCCACCAACAACAACAAUAACAACGGCCGCCUGGCCUUCGCCACCUCGUCGUCCGCCGCCGGCUCGGGCCCCUUCAAGGUCCCCGCGCUCCUCAGACGCGCCACCACCAACUCGUCGCUCAUGUCGGGCGGGAGCGGCACCACCAACGCCAGCACCGGCUCCGCCGUCAACGGCGGGGACGCGGACGCGGACGGUCCCGGCAAGGUACACAGGGGCGCGGGGCGGCGGUCCGGCGUCAACUACUUUGCGCGCGAGACGGAGCGGCGGGCGGCGGUGGCGGAGAGCGAGAGGCGAAAGGAGGCGAGGAGGUGGAAGGGGGCCGAGGGGCGCGGGAGGGUCGUCGGGGGGCUGUUUGGUGGGGGCACGUUUGAGUGAGCUAGAGUGAUUCCCGUCCCUCCCUCCCUGUGCUGCCUGCUUCUCUCUAUUUCCCUUUUUCUUUUUUUUCUUUUUUUUUUUGCCACCUUGAUGUCGGUUUCGUGUUGAGUGGUUGGGUUGUGAGUUAGGGUGAUACAGAAGGCGUCUGGGAAUAGUAAACUGAUAUUUUGUUAUGGUCUGGAUACAUGGAGACGGUCAUGUCAUGAUUCACUCAACUGAGCUGUGAGAUCUGUAUCUCACUCGAUAUUGUUUGCACCACUACUUAGACAUGUCCUCAAAUAAGGUACUAUUCUGCAUCUUUCAUUCUGUCUCCGUCCUUCUAGACUUGAUUGCCCUGUCAUCUACUUUACAAAAAGGACAAAAGUUAUCAUGCUCCAAACCACAAUGC
Phialemonium atrogriseum is the source of this 4732-nucleotide messenger RNA. RefSeq names its product MRC1-like domain-containing protein. Gene Ontology annotation, molecular function: anaphase-promoting complex binding. The record is from RefSeq and is a predicted model, not a curated record. The transcript is spliced from 2 exons. Lineage: Eukaryota; Fungi; Ascomycota; Sordariomycetes; Cephalothecales; Cephalothecaceae. Gene Ontology annotation, biological process: mitotic G2 DNA damage checkpoint signaling; activation of protein kinase activity; mitotic DNA replication checkpoint signaling. Bases 241 to 4344 code for a protein of 1367 amino acids.